Molecule: messenger RNA, 1225 nt
Organism: Uloborus diversus
Lineage: Eukaryota; Metazoa; Arthropoda; Arachnida; Araneae; Uloboridae
Exons: 3
Coding region: 1-1146 (381 amino acids)
Cellular component (GO): nucleus
Molecular function (GO): DNA binding
Source: RefSeq, a predicted model, not a curated record
AUGGCUAAAAGAAAAGCUCUUAGUUUCGAUGAGAAAUUAAAAAUUAUACAGCAGUAUGAUGAGAAAAAAGGAGUUACGAAUAAGCAGCAAUUUGCAAAUGAAAUAGGAAUACCUGUAUCUACAUUAAAAACUUUAUUAAAAAAACGGGAAGAAAUUGAAUCCAGCGCCUUUUCAGGCAUCAGUAAAAGACGGAGGGUACGUAAAGGCAAAAAUGAGGAUUUAGAAGAAGUGCUGUACCAAUGGUUCCAGCAAGCUCGAGGAAAUAACUUGCCGAUCAAUGGACCCAUUAUGACGGAAAAAGCCAACGAAAUAGCCAAAGGCUUGGGCAUAAAUGAUUUCUCUGGAUCAGCUGGUUGGCUGGAUCGAUUUCGAAAAAGAUAUGGCAUUAAAUAUCGUCAAAUUAGUGGUGAAGCCGAAGCCGCAGACGACGACAACAUUGCUCCCUGGAUAGAAAAUCUCCUCCCUAAUCUACUAAAAGACUAUGCACCUGAGGACGUAUAUAACGCUGAUGAAUUUGGAUUAUUUUUUAAAUUAAUGCCAGACAAAUCCUUAGUUUUAAAAGAUGAAAAGUGCCACGGAGUUUUGAAGCAGAAAUACCGUAAAAAGCUGGUACAGCGUUACUUACGUGAAAUUGAAUCAGGAGAGGACUCUUCCUGUAAAAUAAAUGUGUUGGAUGCUAUCCAUUAUGUUUCGGCUGCGUGGGAUGAGAUCGCGCCAGAUGUGAUAAGAAAUUGCUUUCGAAAAGCGCAUUUUGAGAGCAAAUCUAAUGAAAAUGACCUGAAUGUUGCGGAUUUUCUGGACAUCGAAUUUGAGGAACAGUAUCCUGGAUAUUGUUCAGUUGAUGAUGAUUUGCCUAUCACGGAAACUCUAGAAAUUCAGGAUAUGAUUGACAUGGCGAAAGAUGGAGAAUUCGAGGUUGAUAAUGAGGAAGAGGAAGAAGAUGAACCUCCCCAACUUCCCUCUUUUAUUAGCGCCUGCGAUUCCGUAAGCGUUUUGCGGCAGGCGCUCUCUUCUACCGAAAACUCGGAAGCGAUGCUGAGAGAACUUAACAGGAUUGAAAGUUUUAUAAUAAGAAAUUUUAGGAAACCAACUUCUUAUGAUGGAGGAAAGCAACUCCUUAUGGAGAAUUUUCUUACAAAAAAAUAAUAGCAUAGAUGUAACUAAGAUGUAAUAAAGUUGUAGAGGUUAAAAUGCAUACGCGUUUCUUUUGCUUUUAGACUGUUAU